AUGGACUUAAAAUUCCAGCUCUUUAAAGGUGCAUCGUUCCACCUCAGGGGUGAUAUUGCGGGCAUCGAAGCGGACACGAUAAAAAUCGCCUCAAAACCGCGUGUCAAGAAUGUCUGGCCAGUUCGAAGAAUCGCAUUUCCAAAACCUGACACGACGUUAACCGGGAGCAACGUGACGGAGUUCCUCCAACGUGUUAAACGGCAAGAAGUCACAGAUGGAGUGUUCACUCCGCACCUCAUGACUCAGGUUGACAAGCUCCUUGCCGAAGGCUACACGGGUAAAGGUUUACGCAUCGGGUUGGUUGAUACGGGCGUCGACUAUAAGCACCCAGCCCUUGGCGGCUGUUUUGGUGAAGGAUGUCUCGUUGAAUACGGCUACGACUUUAAUGGAGAUAACGACACGUCGCCCGUCCCAAUUCCGGAUCCGGACCCGUAUGACGGCUGCGUCGGGCAUGGGACUCACGUCGCGGGAAUAAUUGCCGCUCAGCUUAAUGAGCACAACUUUACAGGGGCUGCGCCUGGAGUCAAGCUUGGCAUGUAUAAGGCGACGGGCUGCGGAGGGAUGACAACUAACGAGAUGCUGAUUGCUGGAUUCAACGCCGCAUUCGAGGCUGGAAGUGACAUCAUCUCUUGCUCGGCCGGUGACGAUUCUGGUUGGGCUUCAGACCCCUGGGCUAUUGUCGCUUCGCGUAUCGCUGCUGCUGGUGUUCCUGUUGUUGUGGCUCCCGGGAAUUCAGGAAACUUGGGUCUAUGGUACCCGUCCACGCCAGCAUCCGGUGUUAAUGUCACGGCCGUUGGCUCUGUUGAGAAUAUCGUUCUCCCGAUGCUAAUAAAAGAGGCUACCUUCACUAUUGGUAAUUCAACUCGAUCCGAACGUUUCGGCGUCAGGUUUGGCAGCCCUUCUUAUCAAGCGAAUAUUACUUUACGAUUAUGGCCUGCAAGCAACAAUACAGCUUCGGAAACAGAUGCGUGCCAGCCAUUUCCUGACGACACUCCAGAUCUAUCCAAAACAGUUGUUUUACUUCGCAUGCCAACUCAGAGUUCGGAAUGCACCGCGGAAAUUCAGGCUGCGAAUCUUGCGGCGAAGGGAGGCCAGUAUUUAUUAUGGUAUAGCCAGUCAAAUAGGGAAGUUCCAGAUAUAUGGAUCUCCAAUGAAUCCAUAAAGGGUGUCGGGUCUAUAUCCUCUAGUCAAGGCACCGAAUUUAUAACGCUACUAAAUGAAGGGAAAGAUAUCGUUGUAGAUAUCAACGACUCGAGGUCUGCAGGGUUAUAUGUCCAAAAUCUGGAUAACCCGGUAACUGGUGGAUAUACGAGCAGAUCAAGUAGUUGGGGUCCAACUCAGGAGGUCCAAGUCAAACCUCAGGUCACAACUCCGGGUGGCAACAUCCUGUCGACUUAUCCCUUAGCCUUGGGUGGCUACGCUGUUCUAUCGGGGACCUCAAUGGCGACUCCUCUGCUAGCGGCUAUCUUUGCACUUAUCUCCGAAGCCCGCGGGACCAAAGAUCCUCAAAUCCUCCGUAGUUUAGUUUCUGCUACUGCGAAGCCCAAAGUCUGGUUUGACGGUACGACCGCGCAUGACAACAUCCUCGCGCCAGUCGCACAACAGGGAGCGGGCAUUGUUCAGGCGUGGGAUGCUGCACAUACAUAUACAAUCCUCAGUGAAAGCAGCAUUUCGUUCAACGACAGCGACCACUUCGUCGGCGAGAGGACCUUUACGAUUCAGAAUACUGCCAGCGAAGAUGUAACAUAUGUUCUUGGGCACACAAAAGCUUUAACAAUGUACACCUUUGCGGAUAACUCCAGUCCCGUCCUUAAAAGCACCACAUUUCCAAAUCCUACCGCAGACGAUUGGGCUGAAGUGAAGUUCGCCUCUGAUGAGAUCACCGUGCCUGCAGGCGGAACUUCUGAGGUUACGGUUAUACUCUCACCACCGCAGAAUCUUAAUGAAACAUUACUUCCUGUUUACAGCGGCUAUAUAACCAUUAAUAGCACUAAAUCGGGGUCAUUAGUGCUGCCAUACUUAGGCGUUGUCGGUAGCCUAUACAAUACUCCCGUCGUUCAGGCCGGCUAUGACGGGGGAGUCUACCUCACCAAUACCGACGGUCACUUCAAUAUUCCGGUUUACGCAAAUACCACAUUUAUAAUUGAUCGCCCCAGGAGUAACAGUAGCUCCAGUGGUAUCGUCUACCCGAAGCUCGUAGUAUGGCCCACCCUAGGCGUGCCAGCACUCCGCGCCGAUGUCGUAGCCGUAACUGCCACCAGCCUACCGACGACUAAAUGGAAAGGUUACGAAACUAUUGGUUCGCUACCAGGUUACCCAUUAUAUCUGGUCCCCCGGAAUGGAGGAGGAAGCUAUUUCAGUGGUUUAUUGGAUGACGGAACCAUCAUCCCAGAAGGCACAUAUAAAUUCGUCACUAGUGCCGUCAGAGUAUAUGGCGACCCUGCAAAAGAGGACGACUGGGAUAUCGUUGAAACGGUGCCUUUUAUACUCAAGUAUAAGUCAUAA
Messenger RNA from Daldinia loculata, 2505 nucleotides. Its product is annotated as subtilisin-like protein. The transcript has 2 exons. Bases 1 to 2505 code for a protein of 834 amino acids. Gene Ontology annotation, cellular component: membrane; cell wall; cytosol. Gene Ontology annotation, biological process: proteolysis. Gene Ontology annotation, molecular function: serine-type endopeptidase activity; tripeptidyl-peptidase activity. Lineage: Eukaryota; Fungi; Ascomycota; Sordariomycetes; Xylariales; Hypoxylaceae. The record is from RefSeq and is a predicted model, not a curated record.